CUCUCGUCGUGACUCGUCUCGUCUCAUCUCGCCUCCCUCCCCACCCUGCUGCCACACGACACCACAUUCUAGUUCACCAUUCCGAGUGAAUUCUUCCCCCACUCUCCAGUGCCAGCAGUGCGCUUCUGAAAGCCAGCACCUUUGACUGUUCGAUACCACAUUUGUUAGUACAGGUGUUCGUAGAUUCUCCUCCCGACGACCCCUCGUUACCUGUCUACCCUCUUCUCACCCGUCCCGCCAAUUCCUUUCUCUAGAUUCUCGCCAUAGCGAUUGCGCGUAGAUUUCCCCCAGAUGUCCCCUCCUUACUACCCGUCUGCUUCCUUAUUGUAGCCCUUCCUGCCCGUUCCUUUUCGUGAAUGACCACAAGAGCAGUUUGAGGCGUUGGUGAGCUCGCUGUCGCAAGACAUUAUCCUUCUAGUCUCCAGUCUCUCGGCCAAGCCAGUCGCUACAGCCGCCCCAGUCGCUACAGCCGCCCCGGUCGCUACUACAGUCGCUACAGCCGCAAUAUCGUGAUGGCACGGCUACCGCGCACCCCGAUACAAUCGCUCGGUCGCGUUGCAUUUCUCCUCGCCGUCCUUGCCGGCGGCAUGUGCGGCCACCGCGCCCGCGCUCAAAUUGAACUCGAGUCCUCCCAAGCGGCCGUCCUCAAUGAGUUGGGUCCGAGCGCAUUCUCUGUGCUAGACGUCGCAGUGGACCAAGACAGCAUGCUCACGAGCCUCAAGUGGUCUAACGUCUAUUUAGACACGUUCAUUCCAGAGAGCAUCAGCGACCUCGAGCGCCUCACACUGCUCGAUCUGAGCUACGCGAGUCUGAUAGGGUCUCUGCCUGACGCCUUGAGCCGCCUCUCCAGCUUGCAAGAGCUAAGCCUGGCCGGCAACUAUCUCGAUGGGAACGUUCCAGAGUGGAUCGGCAACCUGAUGGCUCUCACCUCACUCCGUCUCGACAAGAACGCCCUCUCGGGCAGUCUGCCACCAGGGCUGGGCGCCCUCACUAAUCUGCACACCCUGAGGCUGGGCUUCAAUGACUUCAACGGCACAGUGCCGGAUUCUUUCAGCAGCCUCACCAACCUCAACGUCCUGGGUCUGGCGAAAACACAGCUGACCGGGUCAUUACCUGGUGUCUCCCGCAUGACAGCACUCACUGAACUCCACCUGGCGCAGGACAUGGAUUGCCCUGACUUCUUCACCGGCUGCUCUGUCCAGUGCCAGGCAGACAUGCUUCCGAAAUGCCCCUUCUUCUGCGGCCUGUGCUUGAUUGAUCGUGCAUUCCCAAAUCCCCCCGGCCCUCCGUCCACCAGCCCCCCUCCCUCCACGUCACCGCCCAGCAACCCUCCCCCACCAUCAACAACGCCCCCACCUCCCUCCCCCACGCCGCCAGCGCCCCCCAGCUCCUCUUCUCCCCCUCCCCCUCCCACAGUGCCAGGCAACGGCGGUGGCGACAGCGACGGAUCGGGCUCACAAGGGCCGCCCACCACCCCUAGCCUCCCUCCACCAUCGCCUACCCCACCCCCUGGCUCCAGCUCCACAUCAGACCCUGCUGGCCCGCCUCUUUCUUCCUCUGGAGCACUUGACAGCAGUGGCACCAGCGGCGGUAGUGCCAGCAGUGGCGGCAGUGGCAGCAGUGGGUUGUCGGCGGGUGCGAUAGCGGGGCUAGCGGCUGCGUGUGCGUGUUUGGUGGCGGCUGUAGUUCUGCUGGUGCUGCUGCUGGUGUCCAGGAGGAAGAAGAAGGAGGCCGCGAAGCAGCACCCGCCGUCUGCAGCAGCAGCGGCAAUAUCGCCAGUAACCUCAGGAGGAUCAGCAGCAGCAGCAGCAGCAGCAGCUGCAGCAGCAGCAGCAUCGGCAGCAGCAGCAGCAGCCACAGCAGGGGCAUCACCCGUGCGGUCGAUACGGGAGCUGACGAUUGGCGAGGUGAAGACAUCCACAGGCAACUGGGCGAGGGAGGGGCGUGUGGUGACACGGGGCUCCUUCGACGUGUACCGUGGCUUCGACCCCUCCAACCCGGCCGUGCCCUGGGCUGUUUGCCGUGCCCGCGUGCUCACCAACACCUUCAGGCCGACGGUGGAGCGCAUGGGGGCCGUGCGGCAUGCGCACGUGGUGGCGCUAGUGGGGUUCUGCAUGGAGAUGACGCCCAGCGCGCUGCAGAUGGAGCAGAUCACCGUCUACCCCUUCAUGCCCCACGGCGACCUCGAGAAACGCCUCCGCCCAGGCACCAAUGAGGACCAUGCGCCCCUGAGCCUGGGUGAGCGGAUGGACAUUCUGGUGGGGGCGGCGAGGGGGCUGGAGUAUCUGCAUGCGAGGGGCAUCGUGCACCGCGAUGUGAAGCCGUCCAACAUCCUGCUGGACGACCGCCUGCAGGCCAAGGUAGUGGACUAUGGGUUCCUCAAGUCAACGGAGCAGGGCAGCGUGGACAGGGACAGGGCAGUGGGGUCGCCGGGGUACCUGGACCCUGCCUAUGCCAAGUCACUCACUGCCACAACCUCUGCUGACGUGUACAGUUUUGGUGUGGUGAUGCUGGAGGUGGUGUCAGGGCACAAGUGCUUUGUUCGUGUGGAGGACAGGGCCAUACCCAUCGCUCAGUGGGCAUCCCAGAAGGUGGACAGCAACGCGCUGAUGGAGGUGUGCGACGCAUCCCUGGACAUGCCCAUGGAUACGGCCCAGCAGCUCGUGCUGCUCGCUCUGGCCUGCACUGCCAUAGUCCCGACCCAGCGGCCCACCAUGGGCCAAGUGGUGCAGGAGUUGGAGGCGCUCGCGGCGCAGAGCAGAGGGGCGCAGCAGGUGGGGGAGAGCAGGGAGGAGAGGGAGCAUGCUGUGGUGGACGUGGGGGGAGAGCAGGGAGGUACUGCAGGCAUGGACACAAGAGGAGAUGAUGUAUGAGAUGAGAGAGUGGAUUCUUGUGCUGGUUGGUUGUGCUUGCUGUGUCUGGAAUCUGGAUUCUAAUGUGGUGGAUUCUUCGGGGGUCAUGUUUGUGCUCUGCUUUUUGGAUGUUGAUUGAUUAGCCUGGAUUUACAGCCCUCAGAGUCAUAAAGUCACCCAGGGCUAAUUUUAUCAGACUAUUUAGUCUGAUUAGUCUGAAAUUUCAGACCCUUUUUUUGGCCAAACCUGAAUUUCCAGAUA
Closterium sp. NIES-67 is the source of this 3113-nucleotide messenger RNA. The record is from the annotation of a GenBank genome assembly. Lineage: Eukaryota; Viridiplantae; Streptophyta; Zygnematophyceae; Desmidiales; Closteriaceae.